Molecule: messenger RNA, 1155 nt
Organism: Rhodamnia argentea
Lineage: Eukaryota; Viridiplantae; Streptophyta; Magnoliopsida; Myrtales; Myrtaceae
Product: tRNA (guanine-N(7)-)-methyltransferase
Exons: 2
Coding region: 254-1012 (252 amino acids)
Biological process (GO): RNA (guanine-N7)-methylation; tRNA methylation
Cellular component (GO): tRNA methyltransferase complex
Molecular function (GO): tRNA (guanine(46)-N7)-methyltransferase activity
Source: RefSeq, a predicted model, not a curated record
AUAAAAAAGAAAAACUCUCGCUACGGGAAGAAACCUCGUGGUUUUCACUUUCUUCCGGGCACUGCUUCGCACCGCCGCCACGGCGUCGUAUUAAGCCACCGUCUUCUGUAUUCUCUCAGCCCAGUCAUCGUCCUACGACGAACUCGCAAUCUCGCUCACAUAUCCUGUGUCUUCCGGAGAUCGAGGUCACUCGCUACUACGUCGCGGAAAGUCACGCCCUUGCUCGUCAAAUCAGCACCUCCAGAUAAGUGACAUGAUAGAGAAAGAGACGACCUCUACCUUCAACAAAUCAACUGGCUUGCCUAGGAAGCGAUUCUACCGAGCACGAGCUCACAGCAAUCCACUGAGUGAUUCUCACUUUCCUGUUCCACUCUCCCCAAGUCAAUUUGAUUAUUCUCUUCAUUACCCUCAGUUGGUCCCUGCUGCAUCUGAUGAUGAUAAUCCCAAAAGGAUUCAGUUUGCUGACAUUGGCUGUGGCUUUGGAGGCCUACUUGUUGCUCUUUCAACCCUAUUUCCCGACAAACUCAUGAUCGGAAUGGAAAUUAGGGACAAGGUGUCCGAAUAUGUGAAGGAGCGCAUUUCUGCAUUGAGGACGACCAAUCCUGGUCAAUACCAAAAUAUCUCUGUCGUACGGACCAACUCUAUGAAGUACAUUCCUAACUAUUUUGAGAAAGGACAACUGACGAAGAUGUUCUUCCUAUUUCCGGAUCCUCAUUUCAAAGAGAAAAAUCACCGUCGCAGGGUGAUUAGCCCUCACUUGUUAGACGAGUAUGCAUACACACUAGCUGUUGGGGGCAUAAUUUACACCAUCACAGAUGUUGAAGAACUUGGAGAAUGGAUGAAAGGCUGUUUGGAAAACCACCCCAUGUUUGAGGCACUCAUGGAGGAAGAACUCGAGAACGAUCUGGUGGUGAAGCUAUUGACUAGUGCGACCGAGGAAGGCCAGAAGGUUGCCAGGAAUGGCGGGCAGACAUUUCAAGCAGUAUACAGACGCAUUGCCCCACCUCUAUGAUAGAAAUCAACUAUAGCCCUAUGCCUGUGUACUAGCGGAAUUUUUUGGGACUGUCUUAAGUGAACUUUUAUUCAUUUUUUGGGACCCUUUGAAAGUUGAGAUAUUCUUUAAAUUCCAAAAAAUGCGUCUAUAAUUUUAUUUAA